Messenger RNA from Magallana angulata, 3487 nucleotides. RefSeq lists its product as uncharacterized. The transcript is spliced from 12 exons. The record is from RefSeq and is a predicted model, not a curated record. Gene Ontology annotation, cellular component: cytoplasm; ubiquitin ligase complex. NCBI's taxonomy places the organism in Eukaryota, Metazoa, Mollusca, Bivalvia, Ostreida, Ostreidae. Bases 1 to 2838 code for a protein of 945 amino acids. Gene Ontology annotation, biological process: ubiquitin-dependent protein catabolic process; positive regulation of proteasomal ubiquitin-dependent protein catabolic process; protein polyubiquitination. Gene Ontology annotation, molecular function: zinc ion binding; ubiquitin protein ligase activity; ubiquitin conjugating enzyme binding.
AUGACAACAGCAACCAUGCAGCUUAUUGAGCCGAUGAACUUCUCCAGAUCUUGCCUUGACAAGAGCAUUGCCAGCAUUUCCAAAGGGCUAAUAGGAAGCCCCUGUUGCGGCCGAGCUCCAUUGUCGCCCCGCCUUUCCUUGAAGCCUCUUUAUGAGAACAAGGUAACGCCCGUGCAAUCGGCGAAACCUUCUCCGAAGUCCCCAACGAAGGAGCAGAAGAAACAGGAUUCGGCCGCCGUCUGUGUUACAAAAGAUUUGAUUGCUGUAAAAGACAAACCCUGGAACAAAGCGUGUGAGGCCAGACCAAAGAAAAGCAGUGAGGUAGACAAUGGUGAACUGAUAGAAAUCCUCAAUGAAAACCGACAGCAGACGAAACCCAAGGCGCAUAAGUCAUGCCGUCGUAAUAUGUCCAUCGAUGUCGCCUCGCUUUCUCACAAAUUUCGAAAAUAUUCGGGGGUAAGAAAACAACAUUACUCGAAGAAAGGCCAGAGUAAGCAGAAAGGGUGUGUAAAUGGUAGAAAAUUAAAACACUGGCAGAAAUGGGACCAUAAGGACCUUGGGCAUUACGUGCAAUUAGCUUCGGUAAUUCAGACAAACAGCAGCCAAAGAACUAUAGGGGAACAGUCUGGUGUAAACAAGUUAGACGAUGGGUUUAAACUUGGAGGUUCUGAUAUUAACAGAUUGAGAGACGAUGAUUUCACAGUAAAAGCAAAAUCACCCAUUCAAGUUAGUAUGGCGGACCUAAUAAAGGGAUCCAAAAAACGAGAGCCCCGUAGACUGAACAAUAAAAGAUGGAUAUUUAAGACUAAAAAAGGUCCAGAAGAAGUACACAUUGGUGUUCGUAAUGCCAAGAUCCACGCGUCAAGUGUAUGGGAUGUUGCUAAACGUCAGCGAGAGGAAACUGAUGUAAAAGAAAUUGACCACAACAGUCUGCAGAAAGAAGAAACUAAUGAGAAAUAUGAUCGUGGCGAUGAGCAGACGUCAAUACUUUGUCAACUUUUAAAAUCGGAGUUCUUUGAGUUCAUGGCCAGAAGUCAUGUACGGCGGUCUGGAAGUUGUUUUCCGCCACUGGUUUUUAUUUCACUGAGACAGAGCUCAACGAAAAACGGGAAUAUUUUCACUGCAGAUACAUAUCUACAGCCUGGACUCGUAGUGCAAGAAAUGUUGCAUCCCGCAUCAUAUGAUCCAUCGGAGCAAAUCGGAGACUACGUAUUAAAGGUACAUGUUGAAAUAGACAAUGAUCAACAGAAACUUAUCAGAGAAGAGAUUUCAAAGUAUGUAGCCUCUUCCAAACCAUCGCCAGUUUCUCUCAGGAAAAUCUACAGCCUGGCGCAAAACCUGCUGAAAUCACGCAACAAUGGUGACAAGUAUAUGUACCAACACCAAACGGAGGGAGCCUCCAUGUAUUUGUCCAAGGUAGAUAAGCCUCUAUUUGAUUGGAUGACCACCAUUACGUACAGGAUAUCUACCAUUGAUCACAUCUACAGAAUUCACUUCCAUAAAAGUGAGAAGAAGAGUUCAAGCAAAGAAACCUUUUCCUCAUUAGAAUUCCUUCAUGACGACAGUAAGAAAUGUGCCGUGUGUUUGACGUCAUUACUGGCAGGGAAUGGUGCUAAGCUUAACGGGAUGUGCGUCUUGCCGUGCGAACACGUGUUCUGUAGAAACUGUGUUUAUCGGACCAUUGUAGAGAUGAUUGAACAAGGGACGCAACCAAUUCCUUGUUUGGAACAUGGCUGCAAGAGUGAAAUCGAUGAAAUCAUGAUCAUGAGCCUAGUUCCUUUUGAAUUGUUUCGCUCCUGGGACAAAGGCUACAGGGAGAGAACGGUGAUGUCGACCGGACGCUGGACGCUGUGUCCGAAUGAUCAGUGCAGCCAUAUUGUCUCUGUUUCUAAGAGAGCUACCAAUGACAUGGAGAAUCCGAGUCCAAAGACAUUAUCGUCCAGACGGGAAGUGACGUGCGUUUGUAAGAUCCAGUUCUGUGUGGACUGUAGGGAACCCCCUCACUGGCCCGCCACCUGUCUCCAGGCGGAAACCUACCACAAAAUCACUAGUCACGUACUAGGUACAUGUAGUGUAUCAGUUAACGAAAAUGAAAGUUUCCUUCUGAAAGUAAACUCUUGUCCUCGUUGCCGGGAGAAAAUCAACAAACACAGCAGUCGGGUGAUAAAGUGCAAAUGCGGAAAUUAUUUCUGCUGGGAUUGUCUGAGACCAGUGGCUGACCACAAAGUUGGAGACAUCUGUGGGAAACUUUCAGAGGAGGAUUUGGAGUCUUCUACCCGAAUGGUGCUGACAUUGCCAUCACACAACAUAGAGAAGGCCGUAUUCUAUCGUCUGAUGCAGAUGAGACUGUUGAAUUGGAAAAAGAACAAGUCCCGUAUAUUUACAAAACUUAGACUACUAGUUGGGACUGAGAACUUAGCUCAGAGUCCAAGACAACAGCAUGGAGUGGAAAGCAGGACAAAUGCCUUUCACAGCCUCAGUAUAUUCAUCAAGACGCUGAAGGUUUUAGAAUAUAUUUACGUCUCCAUACCACCCAUACCAAAGGGCUUCUACAGCAGACAACUCACCAAGAUGCAUGAUGUUGGAAAUAAAACCGACUUUAUCAUAACAAGAAUGGAACAGUUGCUGAUGAAUCCAGUACAGCACUCCGAACGCCAGAAGAUCCGGACUUUCCAGAAUCUGCUGUCGGACAACCUGUGUGACCUCUACCUGCUGUCCAUGUGGACCCGCAAGGGGCUCCUGGACUCAGGGCAGUGGGCGGACACAGCGGAAAAUGUCCGCCUGGCCAAACUAUUGCACGUGUUUCCGUCAGCUCGGCGGAAAACGGAAAAAUCUUAGAAAUGUUUAUAUUCAAUAUGUGCAACAAAUACCAAGAAUUUAAUUCUGUGAAUUUAAUGUCUCGGGUUUUUGAAAUGUUUUUCAAGCAGAAAAUUGUUGAAAUUAAUUAAGUUUUAUAGAUUCCAAUAUUCAAAUUCUGUGAAUUUAAUGUAUUGUCUUUUUUCUAUUUAUGUUUUUCAAGCAGAAAAAUUGUAUAUAUUUUAACAAACACCAAUAAUUUAGUCUAUUCUAUUCUAUUUAUGUUUUUCAUACUUUUUCACAUGAUUAAUAACUUUGUGAAUCUGUUAUUCUUUAGUUAGUGCAAUAAUAUUGACUAUAUAAUUGUCUUGUCAGUAUAUUUUCUAAAUCUGUUUAUUUAUUUAUUUUCUUACAAUUUUGUGCAAUAUCUUUUUGAUAUAUUCAACAUUUUUAUCCCUAUACAUUCCUACCUUGUAUUCAGUAAACACAUUUUCUAUAUCUUUAUGAAUAAAUGAACAAUUCUGAUUUCAAGACUUUUUAAUUCUAUCUAUCAACUUCACUGAUGAAUAAUUGUUUGUUUUGCAUGUUUUAAUGAAACCAACAUUUAUUUAUAUACAAUGCAUCUGAAGGGGAAAUAAACCGAUUAAUUAAAGACUGAGAAAUCCAUCAAAUUAGUUAUUUAUUUUUAAAC